AACAGAAUCUGCACAUCUCCUGGCAAUGUUUUCUGUUUAACAGUUGGAAAUAUUAAAUCUUUUUUAAAAAAUUAAGUCUCUUCCUCCCCUAAGUCUCCAUAGUACAAAGAAAUUCAUUGGGCUUACCCUCUACUACAGUCAUGGCUUUCCAAAAGUUUGUGGCAUGGGAACAUCUGCCAUCCCUUGUUGUCAGACCAGAUGCUGUUGGAUCUUCUUCAUCUUCAUCAAAAUCAGAAAGUGGAAGCGCACAUGAUUCAGAAAGUGAUGAUGCCAAGCUAAAAGCCACAACCAUGAAGCCAGAAAUUGUUCCAGGUCCCAUAGUUGAAAUCCCGCCUUCUGUCAAGAAUGUGUUGGAAAAACUUGAUAUGGCACAGCUGGAAAGAGCAAAGAAGGAUGUUUCUAAGAAGCUCUACCGUAUUAUGGAUAAUGUGAACCGGACAUAUGAACGCUACAGAAAGGAUGAAGGGAUUGACCCAGAGAUAGAGAAGGAAUACCAGCUUUCUCAGUCAUGGGAAGAGAGAAGCCGUAGGUCUCAUCUACUAGAUGAAAUUGCUGAUGUGUUAGAUGACAGCAGGUUCAAAAUCCAAGAGUUAGAGAUGGUGCUGGAAUCAUUUAAAAACUUGUAUGAAUCGCUGAAAACAAUUGACUGGAGAGAAAGAGAGGCACCCAGCGACGGCAUAAUUGAUGAGAUGGAAGAACGUCUCCUGAAUUUUAUUAACUCAAUUGAUGCAAACAUUAAACAUCUGAUUAAGAUAUUCUACCCACUCUUUGAAGAGAAGAUCAAGCCAAGGAGGAAGUCAACAAUAAGACCUAGCCUGUUUAAAGCAUGGCGUGAUAAAGUGGCAGAUACACCCAAAGAAGGUGAGCCCUUGACAUUGGAGAAGAUGUUGGAAGAUGAACCUCUCACUCUUGCCCACUGUAAUGAAGUAAGCAUCAUGCUGCACGAGAUGACGGAUUGUCCACUCUUCAACAGAGCAGAGUAUGUUGCCAUCAAGUACAUUGCAACCAUGGUGGCGAACCUUACAAAGGCCUUCAGUCUUCUAAGUAAGCAAUGCCGGGGCCUUAAAAUCAAGUACGACAGCUUGCUUUCCAUAGAUAGCAGGAAGCAAGACCCUCAGGUGGUCCAACUGCAGAAAGAAUUGCGAGCAGCGCUAGAGAAAAAGGCAGCUCUUGAAAUGCAAGUCCACAAAGUUGAAGAGCGGUGCAAGAUACUCCUCAUCACUAAUGAGACAAUGCAAAAAGAAUUGCAGGAUGCCAAUGAGAGAGGCAUGUUGGUGAGUAAAGUCUCCUUUCCCAAGGUUCAUUCAGGAAAGACUCCUGAGAGGAUUCUCUCAGAUCAAGAAAAGAAACUGAAAAGCAAGGAGGGGGAACAGUCACCUGUAAAACUCCAGGCUCCAUCUAUACCGGAACUGCAUGCAAAACCUGAAGAAAGAGAAAUGCCCAUCGAGAAGCUGGCAGAUGAACAGGGUAAGAGGGAAAAACUGCAAGCAACUGUUCCAGAGAAAACGGACUAG
Messenger RNA from Pogona vitticeps (central bearded dragon), 1514 nucleotides. The record is from RefSeq and is a predicted model, not a curated record. Lineage: Eukaryota; Metazoa; Chordata; Lepidosauria; Squamata; Agamidae.